CCCGUCCUUGCCGCCGUUGCCGCCGCCGUCGGUCCUCCUCCUCAUACACGACAGAACCGACUCUGGCAGGACCUCUGCUUGGCAUAAGCAAAUCAAAAAGGAAGACUUGGACAUUGACCCCUUCAAGUCUCCUCCUCCUCACCCCCCCUUCCCUCUCCCCUCCUCACUUAUAAAUCUCCAUCACACCAAGCCACUGGCGUCGCUACAUCGCACCCCCACCCUUCAGCAUGGAUCCUACGCCCGAGCCCUCUGCGGCUUCCUCGGUGGAGGCGUCCACGCCGGCAUUGGCUACCACUGCCGCCAGCCAUGUCACUACCACCAUUGCAACUGCAGGUGCUGCAGCUCCACCCUCUGCACUCGGCUUCGACCCAACGGGUGCGGCGGCAACGUCGACCAACGUGACUACAGCGACCGGAGCGAAUCACCCGCCCUUGCCACCCGUAGUCGCAAUCGAGGAAGAAGAGUCUGAGCGCGGCUCGGGCGUCGAAGUGGAACUGAACGGCGCUGGCUCAGACUUUGACCAAGACAUUGACGAGUACGAGGAGGACGACUCGUACACCGACAGUACGCCUGCAAGCUCCAUCGUCGACGCUCCAGACGGUAUGGGCGCCUUCACCCCUCUGCCCGCUGGCCCACCCCCGAGCGGCCUACGUCACAAGUAUCACCGUCACAUGGCAAGGAGUGCUGCGAAGCGCGAGAGCGUACAGGCGCUUCCCUCGAUUCGCGACCUCCAACUUCAAUUCUCGGGGGGCGGUGCGCGUGUCGAGCACCGUGCCGGCCUCGGUGUCGGUAUCCGCUCAUCGCCGCUUGCCGCCAUGCUCGAGGACGACGAGGGGGAGGGCAGGCGCGACCGCCUGCAAGAACCCCGACCUUGGAAGGAGGUCCAGCUCGCUCGCGUCAAUGCGGCUGAAGCGUCGGCAGAGGCGACUCGGCUGGUGGCGACGAUCCGCAAGCGCUGGGGCCCGGGCCGCGGCAGUCCACCAUCUAGCCCUGGCAUUCCACCAGAGGACCUCCGCGGCGCAUUUGUCGAGACGGCGCGUGCUGUUCGACGCGUGCGUACUCUAGCCCUCGCCCUGGUGCCCACGACUGGCCAGCGCCGUGCGUCUGGGCCCGCCGGCCGGUCCGGCGUGCCGACGUUCUCGACCCCAUCACGCCCUGCGGUCAAGGCGACCCGUCGUGUGGUCUCGGGUGCGAGUGAUGGGCGACACAGCAGCAUCCCUCCGCCUGUUGUCGCUGCGCCUGACCCUAUCGCACGCGUUCGCCGUGCGGCACUCGACCUCUUGGGGCACCUACGCCAUCUCGAGGAGCGAACCCGUCUACAACACGACAAGCCUCCCAAGCUUGUGGUCAUUCCCGAUGGAGGUGGUGACCCGACAGUGGUCGAGUCCCCAGUGGCGGUGACUCACGGUGCAGACACUACGACAUCGCCCCCGAACCGCAGCGACAAUUCGUCGCCCGCCUUUGACUCUCCGAGGCGCUAUCCCAACCGCCGCCUGUCGUCGCCGUCCAAGGAGCUCCUUUACAGCCCUGCCUCCAGCAACGGCGACCUUCCAUAUGACGACUUCUCGGACAAUGAAGACUACUUCAACGUCAACGACCUCGCGCGGGAGCUCGAGAACGAGGACCGUCCGCGGGAGCCGUGGGAGGACCGACUCGUGUCAGAGGAUCGCAGAUACAAGGCAGUGUCGCCCACGGCAUGGAGCGCCGAGAGCAGAAAGGUCAGCGAGGCGGCCACGAGGUGGGCGGACGCUGUCGAGCGGGCGUUUGGUGGCGAGCGAGCGCCUGCGGGGCCGACAGGUGCUUGGGCCCGUGAAACCAAUGUCACCGAGCUGGAGCGAGCACGCGCGUUCAUCGCUGCACACCUUUCCGAGGAGCACGUCAAGCUGUUGCCGCCGGCUUCCGACUCCUCGGCGCUCCUUGCCCGCCUGAGUGACGGUUACCUCCUGAUCCAGGCGUUCAACUCUCACGUUUUAGCGUCCAAACGUCCCUGGGGCGAUAUUCCAGACGAAGAUAUUCACGAGACCGUGUCCUCGGCGCCGCAGGGGGAGGCGGCGCGCGAGUGGACCUUCCGGCUGAUUGGCAACCUGACCCCAUGGGCUGCUGCCUUGCGCCACCGCUACAACCUGCCCCUCGUUAUGCCUGCGACGCCAAGCUCGGUGCUGCCGCCGGCUACCGAGAAGAAGACAUCGCCUCGGCGUGGCAUCCAGCCGAGUGCGCCGCCCUCACGCCGUCGCGACAUCCCCCAGAUCGACUUUGACCCGUCCGUGGUGGCAAAGAAGUCUGAGGGAUGGGAGAGCAUGCUCUCGACGCUGCUUAACGCAUGGGUGAGCGAGGCUGCACACGAAGCGGGCGGGUCGCGCGUGGUCAGCGCGGCACUUUCAUCGACACCGAGCACGCCGCCUACGAUCAUUGAGACGCCAGGUGAGGCCGCCGAGGUCGACGCAACCACGACGAAGACCGACGACGCACCAAAGACCACUACGACCAGCCACGAGCUGUAAUGAGCCACCGAGACAACGAGCCGACAAACACAAACGCAAACCAUAACCACACGUUCAUUGCCCCCACACACCCUGCAUGGCUGCGCUCUAGGCGCCACUGACAUAUAAUGCGGAAGAAGAAGAAGCAGGAAAAAAGAAGAUGCAUGCAUAGGUGUUACAACA
Vanrija pseudolonga is the source of this 2663-nucleotide messenger RNA. RefSeq lists its product as uncharacterized. The record is from RefSeq and is a predicted model, not a curated record. The transcript has 3 exons. Bases 228 to 2501 code for a protein of 757 amino acids. NCBI's taxonomy places the organism in Eukaryota, Fungi, Basidiomycota, Tremellomycetes, Trichosporonales, Trichosporonaceae.